Molecule: messenger RNA, 644 nt
Organism: Limulus polyphemus (Atlantic horseshoe crab)
Lineage: Eukaryota; Metazoa; Arthropoda; Merostomata; Xiphosura; Limulidae
Product: vasopressin V2 receptor-like
Exons: 2
Coding region: 14-541 (175 amino acids)
Biological process (GO): G protein-coupled receptor signaling pathway
Cellular component (GO): membrane
Molecular function (GO): peptide binding; G protein-coupled receptor activity
Source: RefSeq, a predicted model, not a curated record
UGAACAGGACGUAAUGAAUGAACAGCAGCAAUACAGAGGUCGACUUCGCCUAAGGCGUUCAAACAUGACCCACAUCGAAAGGGCUCGAGCUCGGACACUCCGAAUGACCAUUACAAUCGUCUUGGCUUUUUUCUGGUGCUGGACUCCGUAUGUGGUCAUCGUCCUGUGGUACCAGAUUGACCUGGACUCUGCUAAGGAGCUGGCCACCGAGAUCCAGUCGGCAUUAUUCAUGUUUGCCGUUUCCAACUCGUGCGUCAACCCUCUAGUGUACGGAAGUUAUGCCUUUAACUUCCAGAAUGUCUUCAGAGUUUGCUGUUCUUCUGCUUCUACUUGCCCAACGAUCUUCUCUCGCCGCUCAUCUGGAAGAACCUUCUCUUCCAACAUCACCAGAGCCACCCACGUGGAAGCCAAGCAAUGCGGAAUGGCUAUGAAGGAAAACGGUCAUCCUAUUGCCGCACCCCAAGUGCUCAAUUCCUGUCAGUGUCGUUCAACAGUCAACGCUGAGUCUCCGGGUUGUACGACUGAAAGAAGUUACGUCUAGUAAAUCAAACAGUCGCAAGUAAAAUAAUAUCUGACUCGACUGAUUGAUACUUUAAACUUAACCAGUGUUUAAUCUGAGACCUUUCAAAAGAUCAAAAACAGAA